Messenger RNA from Drosophila grimshawi, 2576 nucleotides. It is a transcript of the gene dpr4, whose product is annotated as limbic system-associated membrane protein. Gene Ontology annotation, biological process: synapse organization. Lineage: Eukaryota; Metazoa; Arthropoda; Insecta; Diptera; Drosophilidae. The transcript has 6 exons. Gene Ontology annotation, cellular component: neuron projection membrane. The record is from RefSeq and is a predicted model, not a curated record. Bases 794 to 1777 code for a protein of 327 amino acids.
AAAAGAAAAAAAAGCCAAAUAUUAAAUUAAAAAAAAACAACAACAACAACGGCUUUUUAAUAACUGUAUACCCAGUAAGAGCAGCAAGAAGCAGCAGAAGAACGAGAGCAUUGCUCACGUACGAGACGGAUACACAAAAAUGCGACGCUCGAGCGUGUAACUUUGCGUGUGUGUGUGUGUGUGCGAGUGUGCGAGUGUGUUUGUGCGUGUGAGUGUGUCGGUGUGCGAGUGUAGUGUAGUGCUUAUAUGGCAUACCUAUAGAGCUGUACCUAAUGUGCCGAUACAUACAUACAUACAUACCCACACACAAAUAAAAUAACACAAAGGCAACAGCGUUGCCUUCUCGUGUCCCUAACCGUGUCCGCAUUCAUUGUCGUUGGUCGAGUGCUAAACGGAAAUAUUUGGUAGUCCAGGUUAUUGCCACGAAUAAUAUAUAUAAAAAAAAAGUAGGACCCGAGAAAGCAACAAUGGCAGUCAAAAUGAGAGACUAUUGAAGCGAAAAAUGUGUGCAAACAUAAAUGUUGAGUUUCCACUAAUUAUUCCGCAUUGCGCAAUCGAUUGCCAAAUAAAUCAACUUUGCACAAAAAAUCAACACCGUGUUGGGCUCAAAAUGGCGCCGGGAUACAAGCGUCGCAUGGAAUACACAUAGAACAGCUGUCAACUGAUUGUUAACGCCUCUGGAAGUCCUUCAAGAUUGUCAUCGAUGUUGUUCUGGCAUACGCAAGGCCAGUAAGAAGAACAAUAAUAAAGCGAAAACGAAAUCAGCUGUCAGUUCAUCGAUCAACGUAGUAUUAUGUCGAUGGACAUGCAGCACAGCUGGGGCGCCUCGCCCCUAAAAGUGCUUUGGCUUACACAACUGUGGCUGUUGCUGCUGCUAUUUGAAAGCGGCAUGGUCAUCAGCGAAGUGCCUCCACAUUACUGGGAAACCCCCUACUCGCAGCCAUACUUUGAUAACUCCUCACGACGCGAGGUCACGGCAACUGUGGGGCAAGCGGCGCUCCUGCAUUGCCGCGUACGGAAUCUUGGCGACCGGGCGGUAUCGUGGAUACGCAAGCGGGACCUGCAUAUAUUGACUGUUGGCAUAUUAACCUAUACGAAUGAUCAGCGCUUUCAAUCGCUGCACUCUGAGGGCUCCGACGAAUGGACGUUGCGCAUAUCCUCGCCGCAGCCACGAGACUCAGGCACCUACGAGUGUCAGGUGUCUACCGAGCCGAAAAUCAGUCAGGGCUUUCGCCUCAACGUAGUGGUGUCGCGUGCUAAAAUUCUUGGCAAUGCAGAGCUGUUCAUCAAGAGCGGCAGCGACAUUAAUCUCACCUGCCUGGCGAUGCAGUCGCCAGUGCCACCGUCGUUUAUCUACUGGUACAAAGGCAAGCGGGUCAUGAAUUAUUCGCAGCGUGGCGGCAUUAAUGUCAUCACCGAGCGCUCGACGCGCACCAGUAAACUGCUGAUAGCCAAGGCCACGUCGGCGGAUUCCGGCAACUAUACGUGCUCGCCAAGUAGCUCAGACUCCGCUUCUGUGGUGGUGCAUGUCAUAAACGGCGAACAUCCGGCUGCAAUGCAACAUGGCAACAGCAGCGCGAGCUCCUUGCGCUCCUCAUGGAGCCCAGUGCCUUUACUAGCCAUCACAACGACGACAGCUGUGGUAGCUGUAACAUGGAACUUUAACUGGAGCAGCGGUUGCUUUGUUGCUGCCGUUAACGCUCUGCUGCCAGCGGCGUUUGCCAACUUGUGGCGCCGCUGUAGCUCGAACUGGAGCUGGAGUUGCAGUUUGAGCUGAUGAUGUUGCAGCUAUUUGGGCAUCAAGCUGAAUGACGGUCCCGGCCUAGUUGGGACAGUUGCACUUAUCUUCUGUUUAGUGUUAAUGAUGAUGCAUUUAAUGUGUGUGUAUAUGUAUGUGUAUGUUUGCCAUUACGGCUCGAUGCGGCUCAUCAACUGAGGUGUACAUAAUGCAAAAGUCCUUGAACGAGUAUUAUCUGUAAGAGAAACAAAAUUCGAAAUGGCAGCAUUGCUGACUAAAUAAAAGUAUUACGAUGGAACAUUUUAAAAACAAUACGCCCAAAAGAAAAAAAAAAACCUAAUAUAUAAGAUUGUAUAACAUUAUUACAGAAUCCAGGAACGAAAACUUGUAAACUUCUUUUCAUUUCUUUUCUUUUCAUUUUCAACCGAAAAACGCAUUCUUCGCUAUUUCGCCUAAUUUUGUGGUUUGCAUGCUUUCUGGCGCGCAGCUUGUUUAAAAUUAAUAAAUAAAAAUUUCAAUGUACAAGUUUAUUUAUCAGAGAAAUUCAUUAAACCAUAAGAAAGGCCGAAGAAAAGAAAACUUGUUCGCACGCGCCAAAAAGUAUGCAAUAAAAAGUUUACGAAUUUGAGUUCAAAACGCUUUCAGCUCCAGCGCCGUCUUUUGUUCUACUUUGUACACAAAACUCAUUUGUUAUUCUUUGACAAAAUGCGUAUAUAGUAUAUGACAAAUAUAUAUAUACAAACAUAUACAUAUAUAUAUAUAUAUAUAUAUAAUGUAUACAAUUCACAGAAAAGUCCAGCCAAAUUACAAGCAAUUUAAUUUUCAUUUUCGUUGAGAU